Molecule: messenger RNA, 369 nt
Organism: Auxenochlorella protothecoides
Lineage: Eukaryota; Viridiplantae; Chlorophyta; Trebouxiophyceae; Chlorellales; Chlorellaceae
Exons: 3
Coding region: 1-369 (122 amino acids)
Source: RefSeq, a predicted model, not a curated record
AUGGCCAUCUUGCUGGGAUCGCCGCCCGGCGGCGGCGGUCGAGUGGAGUCGAAGCCCUGGUGUGUGGUCUCGCGGAUGGACAUGAUUCAGGAUGCCAAGGGGGACUGGGUAGGCGUGACCCUGGAGCUAGAGUCUGACGAGGGCCAGGCCCUCGUCCUGCGCCGCCUGCGAGCGGUGAAGGCCUGCGUGGAGGCGCACGGCCUGCGCCUCAUCCGGGCCGCGAUCCAGAACCCGGGCCCCGCCCAGGGAGGGGUGUCGGUGCAGAGGCCCGGGUCGAGGCUGGUGCUGGAGCUGCAGGCCGGCAAGCCAGCCCCCAGGGACGUCCAGGAGGCGGCACUGACCUGCCUGGUCGAGAUCACCCAAUGUUGA